GGACUUGAGUCUUGGCGUGGGGGGGGGGGAGAGGCUGAAAGUGGGCGAGAGGGGCGCCUGGUGGGAACGGGCGGGAGAGCCACCCUGCUCUGCCCGCGGAAAGUCCCCGCCUCCCCCACGCCGGCUGCGAUCUCCUCCCCUGCGGUCCCCUCUUCUCCUCCCACCUUGACGUCUGGAACUGGCAGCCCGGCCGGUUCCGCAUUCCCGACCCCUCCCCGCAGCGCAGGGGCUGCUAUAUAAUAGGGGCUGAUGCAACCCACCCAGCCGUCCGACCCAGCCUGCGAGAGGGGCGAAGCGACUUGCGGCGAAGGCGGGGCUGCUGCUAGCCAGGCGUGCCCGCGGCCGCAGGGAUCGGUCCCGGGACCAGGCUGAGCUCGGCAAGACGGGCCUGGGGAGAGAAGGCGAGAGUCGCUCCCGGAGCUGGGCGGCGGCGGCGGCGCUGGAGGACCUGAGCGUGCGACUCGCCUCCCGCUGCAGCCGGGCCCCGGGGGCACCUUUUCCGUCCCUCCGGUUCUCACAGAGGAGAGAGAGAGAUGCACCUUCAGUGGUCCUUCAUCCCCAACUUGGCCAGAAGCAGAGGGGAAAAGUGCUCCCCUCAUGCUGCCCAGGACUACUAAUGGGGUGUGGAAUUGUGUAUCUUGCUAUGAUGCCAGGGCAGAUUCCAGACCCAUCCUUGACAGCUGGCGCUCUGCCUGGCCUUGGUCCUUUGGCAGGGUUACCUGGUACUACCUUGACAGCAGAGGAACUGAAGUAUGCUGACAUUCGCAGCAUUGGGGCCAUGAUCUCACCACUACAUUUCCUGGAGGUGAAACUGGGCAAGAGGCCUCAGCCAAUGAAAAGUGAGCUAGAUGAGGAAGAGGAAAGGAGGAAAAGACGCAGAGAGAAGAACAAAGUAGCAGCUGCUCGAUGUCGGAACAAGAAGAAGGAGAGAACUGAAUUCCUUCAGCGGGAAUCUGAGCGCCUGGAACUCAUGAAUGCUGAGCUGAAGGCACAGAUAGAAGAGCUAAAGCAGGAAAGGCAGCAGCUGAUCGUGAUGCUGAAUCGCCACCGUCCCACCUGCAUUGUUCGGACAGAUAGUGUGAAAACACCAGAGAAUGAAGCCAAUCCACUGCUGGAACAGCUUGAGAAGAAAUGAAAAAAAAAACCAUGGUGGGCAAGGCGUUGCACAAACAGGGUCUCUGAGAGUCUCUCAUCUAAUUACUGUAUGAUGAACUGUGCACUGUCAAGAUAAGUGCAGUCAGGACUAAGGAGCUUCCUUAAGGAUUGCACAUUCUAGAUAAAGGAAGAGAAGAAGGAUCAAUGGAACACUGAAGUGGGAAGCUUCCUUUGCUACUAAGAGGUCAACUUGAGUGGAUGUGGUGGCCAUUGUGAAGGCUUUCCUGGUUGUCCUUGCAGUACUUCAACUUGUGGAAAAUCUUUUAAGCAGCCCAUUACAGGCCUGCAUUCCAAGCCUGGAACAUUUUGGGACACUGGGAGGGUAGCAUCAUGGUUCUUGCUACUUCUCUUCUCACAGCGAAUGGUUAAGAGUUAGUAGGGAUUAAGUGGAAGCUAUCAACAGGCAAAACUGGGCAGACAAUAGUUCUUGUAUUCUCCCCAUUUAGGACCUGCCAUGUGCUCUCUCUUUCUUCUUUUCUCUCUCUCACUCCUCUCUCUGUCUCUCUGUCUCUCUCUCUCAGAACUAAACCAGAAACCAAGAAUGGCAAACACUUGACACAAGUCCUGCCUCAUUGCUGGGCCUGUCUGUGGCACUGUGGCGCAGGCGCCCCCACAAGCACACCCUCAGUAUAAUGUUUACAGCCCAGCUGUCCAGAGGCCAUGCUUUUAAAAUGCACAUUUUUACAGUUUUUAAAUAUUUUUUUAUAAAAGUUUUAUACAGUCUCUAUACGGAUUUAUAUAAUCACUUGAUGUGAUCCAAUAGAAAUGUACGUUAUUAUGGUCUUUGUUACAAAUAUAUAUGCCGCAGUUAUCUCCAUUGUGUUAUUUGUUUGGUGGUGUCCAGUCCUUUCCCUCGGCAUGCUGGGAAAAGGGUCCUGUGCCUUUAGACUGGCUCCACUGCCAUGUCCAUCCAUGUACGUCCUUCAUAAUAUUCAGUCCUGUAUCAGUAAAUGUUAACUUUUACUUA
Ahaetulla prasina is the source of this 2122-nucleotide messenger RNA. It is a transcript of the gene JDP2, whose product is annotated as Jun dimerization protein 2. The record is from RefSeq and is a predicted model, not a curated record. Gene Ontology annotation, molecular function: DNA-binding transcription factor activity, RNA polymerase II-specific; RNA polymerase II cis-regulatory region sequence-specific DNA binding. Gene Ontology annotation, biological process: regulation of transcription by RNA polymerase II. Lineage: Eukaryota; Metazoa; Chordata; Lepidosauria; Squamata; Colubridae. The transcript is spliced from 5 exons. The coding region runs from base 617 to 1135 and encodes 172 amino acids. Gene Ontology annotation, cellular component: nucleus.